Cryptomeria japonica (Japanese cedar) is the source of this 643-nucleotide messenger RNA. Its product is annotated as isoeugenol synthase 1-like. Bases 68 to 382 code for a protein of 104 amino acids. The transcript is spliced from 2 exons. Lineage: Eukaryota; Viridiplantae; Streptophyta; Pinopsida; Cupressales; Cupressaceae. The record is from RefSeq and is a predicted model, not a curated record.
CAAAAGCCUGAUUAAUGCAUUUAAACAAGUAGAUAUAGUCAUAUCCUCGGUUGCAAUUCCUCAACAUAUGGAUCAGCUAAAGAUCAUAAGAGCCAUCCAAGAAGUUGGGAAUAUCAAGAGAUUUCUCCGAUCAGAGUUUGGCAACGAUGUAGAGAGGGUGAAAGCUUUGCCUCCCUUUCAGAAGGUAUGUGAUGAUAAAAAGGUAAUCCGCAGGGCUAUUGAACAAGCAGGGAUUCCUUAUUCCUUCAUUUCUGCUAACUCCUUUGGGGCAUAUUUUGUCGAUUAUUUUGUUCAUCCUCGGCGUAGUCCACAACCGGAGGAAAUUGUCAUUUAUGGCGAUGGACUCAUAAAAGGUAUAUUGUGUAAAUUAAGUUUCAAAUAAUAUCACAUGUGAAAGGAAAUCAGAAGAAUAACAGAACUGAUGCGACAUUUGAGUGUUGUGCAGCGGUUUUGAAUUUAGAGGACGACGUUGCAGCUUUUACUAUAAUGGUAGCAAACGACACAAGAACAUUAAACAAGCUUGUGAUUUACAGGCCACCAGGGAACAUAAUUAGCCAGAGUGAGCUUGUAUCCCUGUGGGAGAAGAAAACAGGGACCACUUUUAAGAGAGUUUUUAUGUCAGAAUCUGACAUGAUCAAUCUCU